This is a messenger RNA of Strongylus vulgaris, 690 nucleotides long. The record is from the annotation of a GenBank genome assembly. NCBI's taxonomy places the organism in Eukaryota, Metazoa, Nematoda, Chromadorea, Rhabditida, Strongylidae.
AUGCAUUUCAAGACUAGCGACGAAUGGAAAGCGAUUAGCUGGAGUAGCUGGACGAGUUCCUCUUGGUCUACGUGGGCCAGAAGUGUUUGGGGUAAUGUGAAUAACGCGCAGAACCGUCAACGUAUAGCUGAAACGUCAGUAACGGGUGCAGCAGCGGACAAAGGUGCACAAGGUGGCCCUCAACAUCUUCUCGUUAACGUUAACGCGAGUGGAAACAAUAACAACGUCAUUAACGCUGGAGGAGAGGGCCCAGCACAGCCUGGUCAGAUCAACAUCACUGUCCACACUGGAAACUACAAAGAAUCUAGUGGUAAUCUUGCUAAUGCACAGGCUAACACUAACGCUCUUCUCCAGCCAUCUGGAUCAGGAGGACUAGGAGACGGUAGAAGUACCGGAGAUGGAUCCGCUGGAGGAAAUCGUGGAAGGGCAGAUGGGCGAGGUCACGACUCAGGUGACGCCGACUCUGACCGACUGCGGAAAAAAUCGGAUCGACACGGAAAGGGUGGCCGAGAUGGUGAUGGCGAGGAUGGUGGUUCCAGCGACGGAGAUGGAGGAAGAACUGGGAAAGGAAGAGGAAGAGGCAGAGGAAAGGGCAGAGGCAAAGGAAAAGGCUAUAAUGGUAUAGCUGAUAUUGAAGGAGGAAAUGACAGUGACUAUAUCGAUGAUUCUGGUGAUGCGGAGAAUAAGGUA